GCCUUGUUGCAGCUUACCUGCAAUGCGGUGGUGGAGCUCGAUGCAGAUCUACGGAUCACCGCAGAUUCACAAGAGCUGGCCAGCAUGCUGCUGCGGAGUAAUUCGGCUUCGAAUCUGGCUGGUGUGAGCUUCACAGAUUUUGUCACAGCUGCAGAAAAAGAUCGUGCAGCGGAGAUUCUUAACUCUCGCCUCCUGCAUGCGACGGGUGGAUUGGACAAUGAAGUCCAGACCGUCUCUGCACAGGCAUUUCAUACACGGCUCGUUGACAGCUGCUCCAGCAAAUUUCGCACGGAGGUGUUUCAGGUGAGCUACCGAAAACUGGACGGCGAAAUCUGCCACCUCAUUGGCCUCCGAGAUUUCACGGAUCAAAGUUGCCUCGCAGGGCAGGCGGUCGACGCCAUCGAAGAUCCGAUGACUUCUCCAUCGGCAUCGCAGUCUUGGGCCCCAUCAUCCUCACAAGAUUCCAUGAGGUCCUCGCAAUUCGACAUCGAGGAGGGCCUUCCAGGCCAGCAGUUUCUGCAACCGCCCGAGAAACCUCGUUCACGAUGGGUCUUGCUGGAGCUUGAUAUUCCGUCAAUGCAGAUUUAUGGAGCCUCUGCCCCGAUCGGAUGGUUGGCGGGCAAGCGGCUCGCGAAUAUUUUCCCAGAGGAUGUGACGGAUGGAUUCCAGAAGCUAUGGAAUGAUAUUGUAGCGGUUGAGGAAAAGGGCGAGUUGGAUCGGACGGUAUUGUCCUUCAGCAACAUAGAGAUGCGCUUGAGUCCCAAGAAGACGUCUCUGAUCAGCGGCACUGUGGAGGUCACCAGGUCCGUUCGCAGCACCACGGCGGGCACCAGCCUGGGGACUUUUCCGAUGCGGACAUUGAGUCCCAUGUCCUCAGAGUCAGUUUGUCGGUCCGACGAAGCUGAGAGAGUGAAGCAUGUUUUUGCCUGGGCCGGCGACAGGUGUCGAGAUUUGAUGGUCUCCCUGCAUCGAUGCGGUCUUAUGGGUCGGGAACCCGGGCCUGCAUUUCAGAUCAGGUCGGCCUUGAACGGCUUGAAUUCAGCCGCCUCCGCGGCCGCAUGGGGCAUGGCCCUGAUCUUGCUUGAGGACAUGCAGGCUGCGAGUAUAGAGACAAGCAACAUUGCUUUGCAGGCCGCCAUGGAGGUCUUCAACGAAGGUGCUCCUAUGCCUUCAUGGUUGCUUGAACUGCUCACCGCCUCGCUCGUGGCAGAGGAACCCAGCGUCGUAGCCACUGCAUCAUACAAAUUGCAGCUUCACGGGCGCUUCGAUGCGCAUUCUGCGGCAGUUCUAGAACGCAAGGUGCUCCGGGGCUGCUGGAUCCGCUUCCGCGAGCUUCGCCAGCGCGAGGCACCUGGCCCUGCACCGGACGCCGUGCUGCAGCGGCAGGCGUCUUUGGGUGCAGGGAUCGCAGAGCUUCUCAGCAAGGCUGCGUUCUUGGGUUGCGCAUUGCAAGGACGGCUGGCCGUGCGGCGACUGCACCACAUGGAAGGUACCUUUGAUGAGUCGUGUAGCCUGGCAGCGAAGUCGGUGCCCGCUUGGGUGGAAAGUCAGCUCACCCUUCAACUACCAUCAUCCUCCAGUGCUGGCCGCGUCGUGGGUCAUAGGAGCGGAACGCUGGAUGUCUGGUCGCCAAUCCUGGCAGAUCAUGAUCGCUCCCAACACGCAGAGCGACAGGCACUGUUGCUGCUUCUAGGCGACUUGGAUACUAGCGACACAGGACCCGUUCCACCAGCAGGCGGUAUUCGAUUGUAUGUGAGUGCGCACCCCUGCAUCUCCUGCACCGCUGUCUUCUUUCAACUGGCCAGCUCCUGGAGAGGUGUGCGGCUGCAAGUCGCCUUUGAUGCAUGGGAGGAAACGAAAAGGUGGACGGCAUCGCUGGCGCCUGAGGAGGAAGGAGAAGAGCAACAGCGACUCCACUCGCUCGAGAGAGCACCCGAUUGA
Symbiodinium sp. CCMP2456 is the source of this 1941-nucleotide messenger RNA. Lineage: Eukaryota; Dinophyceae; Suessiales; Symbiodiniaceae. The record is from the annotation of a GenBank genome assembly.